Messenger RNA from Gambusia affinis (western mosquitofish), 588 nucleotides. RefSeq names its product preproinsulin (gene ins). Gene Ontology annotation, cellular component: extracellular region. The transcript has 2 exons. Bases 18 to 440 code for a protein of 140 amino acids. Gene Ontology annotation, molecular function: hormone activity. The record is from RefSeq and is a predicted model, not a curated record. Lineage: Eukaryota; Metazoa; Chordata; Actinopteri; Cyprinodontiformes; Poeciliidae.
CUUCUCCACCUCUCCUGAUGACCUCCUCUUUGUUUUGCUGCUCUUGUCUACAGAAUCUGUCCGUGUGUCUUCAGUUCUCCUCCAGCAUGGCAGCACUGUGGCUUCAGUCCUUCUCUCUGCUGGUCUUACUGGUUGUAUUGUGGCCCGGCUCCCAGGGCGUCGCACCGCCGCAGCAUCUAUGUGGCUCUCACCUGGUUGACGCUCUCUACCUGGUCUGUGGGGACAGAGGCUUCUUCUACAGCCCCAAGAGGGAUGUGGACCAUCUCCUGGGGUUCCUCCCUUCAAAGACAGGCACAGGGUCGAGUCACGGCGGUGAGAACGAGGUGGCUGAGUUAACCUUAAAGGACCAGAUGGAGAUGAUGGUUAAGAGGUCAGGCAUCGUCGAGCAGUGCUGCCACAGGCCCUGCAGUAUCUUUGACCUGCAGAACUACUGCAACUAAUCGGCGUGCAGACAGUGACUGAGCGCAGCUUGAUUUGUUGGUUAAUUUAGAUCUCUUCAGCGUGGAUCUCUUCCAGAGAACCGUCUGCAGUCAAUGACCUGCUGAGAGAUGGAUUAUUUUUGCAAGAAAAUAAAGUUUUAUGAUUUGA